Molecule: messenger RNA, 1454 nt
Organism: Dermatophagoides pteronyssinus (European house dust mite)
Lineage: Eukaryota; Metazoa; Arthropoda; Arachnida; Sarcoptiformes; Pyroglyphidae
Product: p21-activated protein kinase-interacting protein 1-like
Molecular function (GO): protein binding
Source: RefSeq, a predicted model, not a curated record
ACUAUCAUCACACGUGUUUAAAUGUUACAUCGUGUGUUCCAAACUAGUUUUUUUGGAACAAGCAUUCGUAAUCGUCGUCUUGUUGUCUAUAAUUAUUACAUAAUAAUAAUUACUAAAACAAAACAAAAAUGGAGAUAAUUAUUGGAACAUAUGAAGAGUUUCUUGUUGGAUUUCAAUUGAAAAAACGAUCAUCGAUACAGGAAGAACAAAAUGAUUUAUCAAAUGAAUAUCUGUUGGAACAAAGUUUUACCAAUCAUGGCCAUAGUGGAAGUGUUCGAUGUUUAGCAUCAUCAAAUAAAUAUAUCGCUUCAGGCAGUAUAGAUGAACGUAUCAAUUUAAUAAAUAUACGUCAUCGUUGUGAAACCGGAACAUUAAUAUCACAUUCAGGAACGAUAACAGCAUUAGAGUUUUUACGAACAUCAUAUUUAUUUUCGGCAUCCGAUGAUGGAACAAUUUCAAUUUGGUCAGCAGGAAAAAUAUGGAAUUUAGAGAAAGUAUUACGUGGCCAUAAAGAUGCAGUUACAGCCAUUAAUGUUCAUCCAUCGGGUAAACUAUUACUAUCAAUAUCAAAAGAUCUGACAUUAAGAACAUGGAAUCUAAUCAAAGGACGAUGUGCAUAUAUUGUCAAUCUUAAAGAAGUUGGCCAUCAAGUAUUAUGGUCUCCUUCAUGUUUAUAUUUUGCCAUCAUAUUUGAUACCCAUAUCGAUGUAUAUGAUAUAAGUAAUGGAUCGAUUAAAUUUCAUAUUUCACAAAAAGAUAUUGGUUUGAUUGGUAAACGAUUCAACAAGAUUGUAUAUUUAGAUGAUAAUCGAAUAAUAAUCACUAGUGAUUCACCCGAUUUAAUAGUAUAUGAUUUGGAAAUGAAAAAAGUUAUUAAUAGAAUUGAAAAAGCACAUGAAAAUCGUAUCAAAGAUUUAACAUUAAUCGAUUUGAAUCGAAUGGAAUUGGAUGAAAAAUUAUCCGAAUUGAUUGAUAAAACGCAACGACAAUCACAUCAGCGUUGGCUUCUUACCUGUUCAAGUGAUGGUUUCAUCAAAAUUUGGCUGUUCAAUUUUGAUGACUUGACAGAAAAGCCGACUUUAAUCGCCAAAGUUGACAGUACUUGUCGACCGACUUGUAUGGCCGUUUGGACUUCUUUAAUAACUUCUAACACAGAGCAAGGUUUUACAUUGCCAGAGCUCAAAAUUUCAAAAGAAGAAUUGAAAUCUUGUCUUGCUAAAGCAACAAAAAAAUCCAAAAACAUUGAACCUGAAAUUCUCGAAUCUGAUGCAGUAACAAAACAAAAGUUCGUGAUCUCAAAUGAUACUUCCAAUUCUAUAUUGGCUGAUAAUAAUAAUAAUCAUGACGAUGACAAACAAUCAUCAUCGAAAUUUGGUCAUGAUACAAUUGAUGAUGAUGGUGAUGAUGAUGAGAUGGCAAUCAGUCAGAUGAAGCAAAAAUCAAAAAUUAUUAAA